Molecule: messenger RNA, 1264 nt
Organism: Dicentrarchus labrax (European seabass)
Lineage: Eukaryota; Metazoa; Chordata; Actinopteri; Moronidae
Gene: snrnp48
Product: small nuclear ribonucleoprotein 48 (U11/U12)
Exons: 9
Coding region: 93-1106 (337 amino acids)
Cellular component (GO): nucleoplasm; U12-type spliceosomal complex; cytosol
Source: RefSeq, a predicted model, not a curated record
GAAUUACGUCUUAACGUCGCACCAAAGAUGGCGGCCGCACAUUGAGAGUGAAACCUGCUGAUGUCAGUGCUGUUCGGAUAGAAGCUGGUAAAAUGUCGGAAGCGUUGGGAACUCAAACUGUUGAGGAUCGACUGGAGCGGCUGAAGGAGCUCACCGAGUUCACCGACAGCUGCCGGAAACAGCUCGACGAGAUAUUCACAACGCUGGGGUGGUCGCGCGACUACAACGGCUCCGACCACGAGCCGAUGGAGCAGUGUCCCUACGACCCCGACCACACGGUCCCGGUCAGGAGCAUGGAGAAACAUAAAACCUCCUGCGCCCUCCGACAGAUGGGCUACCCGGCUGAGGAGCAGGCGGAGAUGUUCGAUCCUUCGGUGUGUUACGAGAACAGCAGCGUCAGAAGCUUUACGAUGGACAAACCCACCCAGCACCAGGUGAUCCUGCAGGCCAGAUCUGCUGCACCGCUGAUGAGGAUGGAGGGAGUCUUCUGGCAAGGUCAGUACUCGGGCCAGCCUGUCGACGUCCCUCAGACCCACAAGCGUGCCUUGUGUGACCUUACCGUGGCCGACCGAUUGGCUCUGUACGAUCACGUGAUCCGUGUCCUCGGCCAGCAGAGCGAGGCCGCGUCCUCCAGCAACGAUGACCUUUACGUAGAUUUGGUGUCCAAACUCCAGAAGGACGACAGACAGAAUGAACCAAAGACUCAUCUGGAGCUGAUGGCAGAGAUGAGGGACUACAAGAGGCGGCGUCAGUCCUAUCGAGCCAAGAACGUUCACAUCACCAAGAAGUCCUACACCGAGGUGAUCAGAGAGGUGAUCAACGUCCACUCACAGGAGCUCAGCAGACAGUGGAGAGAGGAAGAGGACGAGGAGGAGUCGACGAGAGCUGAACUCUCCUCCCACAGGCGUCGGCCGGAUGAAAGGCGGUCGGCGUCGUCAGAGUCUCGACACAGCCGACGCCAUCGCAGCCGGGAACGGAGUCAAGACAGAGAGAGCAAGAAGAAGAGGAAGAAGAAGGAGAGGGAUUCCCGCUCCCCCGAUGACCACCACCACGACCGAAAGAAGAAGAAAAAGAAGAAGAAAGACGAGAGGGAGAAGGAGAAGUGAUAGCGCUGAAUCAACAACAACAGAAGUCAGAUCAGCUGAGGUCAAAGGUCACUGUGGCCUUUACAGGUCAAAAUGUUUCCGGUGUCAUAACAUUUUAAAAUUGAAACGUGGGGAUUUUGGAGACAAAUUUUGGGGAAUAAAGUUUUGGAAACCAGCAA